AUGGGUAGCACUGACUUGGAUCCGAAAGACUACACAAAAUUGUUCUUGAAUGGACAAUACGUUGCAGCCAAGAACAAAGAGACGUAUAGCCUUAAAAACCCCAAAGAUAACACUGUCGUUAUCCCCAACAUCCCGGUCGCCGGUCCUGCAGAUGUUGAGGCAGCUGUGAAAUAUGCCGAAGAGGCUUUUCAUGGGCCAUGGAGUCGAUUUACAGCUAUACAACGUACCGAAUGUUUUCUCAAAUUAGCUUCGCUGCUUGAGGGAGAGCUCACGCCAAUUUUAACUCUGGACUCAAAAACGUCAGGCAUUCCCGUUUCUCUAGCUCCAGUUCGUGAGCGAAAUUAUAUCAGGAAUUGCGUGCUAUAUUACUCUGGGUGGACGGACAAACAGAAAGGGGACUACUUCCCUGCUGAUGAUGGAUUUGUGAAGUUGGUUCGACACGAGCCCCUGGGUGUUUGUGCUGCCAUCAACCCCUUCAAUGCAGCUCUGGCAACCCUCUUUCUCAAGGCUAUACCAGCACUUGCAACCGGAAACGUGAUAAUUGUGAAACCAAGUGAGAAGACACCACUAGGAUCCUUAGCUGUUGCGCCUCUAUUCGCCAGAGCUGGCUUUCCUCCUGGAGUUCUUCAAGUUAUCACUGGAGCCGGAUCUACUGGUGCAUUACUUGCCGAGCAUAUGAGGAUUCGCAAAGUCAGCUUUACUGGCUCAGUCGCAACAGGCAAGAAUAUCCAAAUCGCCGCUGCUCGAAGCAACUUGAAACGAGUCACGUUAGAGCUAGGAGGAAAGAGUCCGGCCGUCAUAUUCGACGAUGCAAAUCUCGAAAAUGCACUCAAAUGGACGAUUGAUGGAAUUUUGACGCGAAGUGGACAACUUUGUGUUGCUGCUUCGAGGGUGUAUGUCCAGAAGAGCGUUGCGGAUCAAUUCAUUAAUGAAUAUAAGAAAAGAAUGAAGGACGCUAUCAAUGACUAUGGAGAUCCUCAAGAUCCAGCUGUCAAACUAGGACCCAUGGUUGAUCAGCCACAGCUUGAGCGGGUAAAAACCAUAGUAGAGCGAGGAAGAUCUGAGGCCGAGCUAGUUGUCGGAGGCUCACAGCACGGCGAUGCAGGGUGUUAUAUGGAACCCACGGUAUUCUUGAAUCCGAAGGACGACGCUGAAAUUUAUCGAAAUGAGAUUUUUGGCCCAGUCAGUAUCAUCAAGACAUUUGAAACGGAGGAAGAGGCUUUAAAGCUUGCCAACGACACCGAGUUUGGUCUGAUGUCUGGGGUCUUCACAAAGGAUAUCACAAGAGCUCUGCGGAUGUCUUCCGGCCUGGAAUCAGGUGUCGUCGGUAUCAAUUGUGUCAGCGUCCAAAACAUACAAGUGCCUUUUGGGGGGAAGAAGCAGAGCGGUAUUGGGCGGGAAUUCGGAGAGUAUGCGUUGAGAUUGUAUACCGAACCAAAGACAGUCCUUAUCAAUAUGGCUGCAUAG
Lachnellula hyalina is the source of this 1467-nucleotide messenger RNA. RefSeq names its product Aldehyde dehydrogenase, cytosolic (gene ALDH1). The coding region runs from base 1 to 1467 and encodes 488 amino acids. Gene Ontology annotation, molecular function: aldehyde dehydrogenase (NAD+) activity. The record is from RefSeq and is a predicted model, not a curated record. Lineage: Eukaryota; Fungi; Ascomycota; Leotiomycetes; Helotiales; Lachnaceae. The transcript has 2 exons.